AGAUCUUUCGCUAUCAAAAGUAGUAUAACGUGAGUGUUUGAAUGAUAUUACUACGGGAUCUGCGACUCCAAGUCCUCUACUCAAUUACUCCAUAACACAGUCUACAACACUAAAGCAGCACAUAACGGGUCGCUGAGUAAGUAACAUUAAUCCAGCUUUGACAAACGUUGAGAAACGAUCACAAGCAUCCACACACACAUUGAAUUACUCUACCUAUGGCAAUGGCCGCAUCUCUUUCUUCACUUACCGCCAUAUUCCUCUCUUUUUCUUCGGAUGUUGAGAUUGGAUUGGGAUGUCGCCGUGCUCCGCGUGCCCCCUGCCAAUCAGGUCAACGUAAGCAACCCCGGGUUGACUGCCAGUUGCGGGAUGGUUUGAUAGGUUUCGGGGCAUCAGGUCCAUCACGCAAUCGGCACUCAAAGAACGUGAUUCACUUGAUCAUAGGAUACCAGUAGUCUUGAGUAGUUCUUCGACGUUCUAGAUGCUCUAAGUGUAGUGUUCAACGCAAACAUGAACUUGAGAAAAUCGGGUGAACUUCAUUAGCGCUGACAUCCUGUGACUUUUACUCUUAAACUUUCUCAGGAAUCGGAAGUUCCUGUGCCAAGAUGACGAUCCUCCUCCUGACCUCACUGGUCGCUCUAUGCAUUGUGGUGGUGACAGUGUUCAAGACCGUCACCAAAGCUCACGCAUCGCCCCUUUCUCGUAUCCCUAAUGCUGGUUGGGGAGCAGGCUAUUCGAGGUUGAUCUGGGCUUUUCGUCAAGAAUACCGAGGCAACGUCACCCUUGAACUCCCAAAAUUGCAUGAGACCCUAGGCCCUCUUAUUCGAAUUGGUCCCAAUGAGCUAUCGUUCUACUCCAUCGACAUCUACGAUACGGUCCAUAAAGUCAACAGCGGAUUUGUAAAGGAUCCACGAAACUAUGGCGAAUUUGUCCAAGAUGAACACCCCGCACUCUUCUCUAUCACAGAUCCUCAAGAGCAUGCCAAGAGGCGGAGAAUCCUUGGUCAACUCUUCAGCCGCAGUAAUAUCGAGAAGCUUGAAGGAUUAAUGCUUCAUCAUAUUGAUGAAUUCGUCUCGGCAGUCGGAAAGAGAAGCACCUCUUUUGAUAUAGGCCUUGCCUGCCGCGCUCUUGAGGCAGAUAUCAUAUCGGAUUUUUCAUUCGGCGAAGCCUUGUCGGCCGUCUCUGCCUGGUCAAAAGGUGAAGAAGUUGCUCUUGUAUCAAAGAACGAUGAAAAGGCGACAUUUUUGCCUCUGAUAAUGAACUUCCCGCUUCUGUACUCAAUCUGGGUGAGAGUAGAAGACUUAUUUUGUCAUAUGGAAGGCUCGCGUACAUCCUCUAAAAGGGGACUACAGCAAUAUGACGAGUGGACGUACAAAGCUUGGGUCCAAAACAAAGAUCCAGACCGAAAGUCACAAUUUCCCAAUCUACUAAACGUCAUGGUUUCAGCUGGCUUGCCGACUCAGACGGCCCUAUCAGAGGCCAAAGAGAACCUGGGACCUGGGACCGACACCACCUCUGCAUCCCUCGCCCAUAUACUCUAUGCCCUUUCCUGGAACUCGACUUAUCAGCAGAAGGUGUAUCAAGACCUAGCAUCCCGCGGGUUUCCCACGGAUUUCAAUACUUUAGAAAACAUCCCUCGCUUGAGAGGUUGUGUAAAAGAAGGCAUUCGUUGGGCCGGCGCGUCCGUAGCGAUGUUGCCCCGUGUGGUUCCCAAAGGUGGUGUUGAGCUAUGUGGAAAUUUUGUUCCCGAAGGCACUAUCGUAACUUCAUCGCCAGUCUGGUAUCUCAGAGACAAGUAUGCAUAUCCGAAUCCAGAGUUGUUCAAUCCCUACCGCUGGAUAGAUGAUUCCGGCUUGAACACUACGGAGGAUGUACUACGAGACAAGUUUUACGUUGCAUUCUCUAAAGGCGCAAACACUUGUAUCGCAAAUCACUUCUCAUACCUAGAAUUGUACAUGAGUGUUGCAAAGAUGGUCGCAAACUUUGAAAUCAGCCCUGCCAAUGAACAACAUAGACACGCGCAAGCUGCAGGACUGAACAAUGCAGACUGGCAGCCUGUGCAACUUCCCAAGAGAAAGGAAUGGGUUUCAGCCGUGGUCACUGAGCCUCUGUUGAUCAAGACUGUGCCACGAAGACACGUUUAG
Molecule: messenger RNA, 2141 nt
Organism: Colletotrichum scovillei
Lineage: Eukaryota; Fungi; Ascomycota; Sordariomycetes; Glomerellales; Glomerellaceae
Product: TRI11
Exons: 9
Coding region: 603-2141 (512 amino acids)
Molecular function (GO): iron ion binding; monooxygenase activity; heme binding
Source: RefSeq, a predicted model, not a curated record